GCAGCUGAAAGUGUUGCGCUCAAGGGGGUGUUUUUUCACAGCUCCUGAGAGCGAAAGUUGCCGCCCUGUAGAUUGCGGAGGUAGAUAAGACGCAGUGGACUGGCCCCUCCUAGACCGCGGGGCUGGGAGGAGGCAGAUGAGCAGCGGGUGGGGUGGUGUCAGCUCAGCCGGGAGCGGAGACCGUUGGGCUGCUGCGUAGCCCCCUGGAAGAUCCUGCGGCGGCAGAUAUAGGAGGAAACAUGAACGGGAACAAAACAAAUUGGGUCCUGGUCACUGGCUUCAUUAUUCUGGCAGUGUUUUGCAGUUCUGGAUAUAUGCUGAAGUGUUACAACUGUCCAUUUACUGCUGUGCCAUGUAAGACCAAUGUUACCUGCUCAAGUGACACUGAUUCUUGCCUAUGGCUUAAAGUUGGUGAAAACACGUUCUCUGGUUGCUAUAAAUAUUCCGACUGCGGCAUGAACCAAAUUAAAGAGAAAUACAAGGUUGACAACUUCAGUUUCAAAUGUUGCCAAAAAGAUCUGUGUAACAGGAGUCAAACCACAAUGAUUAGUACAGCAGUCUUCAGCAUUGCUACCAUGAUGACCAUGAUCUGGAUACUCUGCUUUUAAGAUGGAGGGGGAGGGGAAGAUAAUUUUUUUUCUUAUAUACCUACUGAUUUAUAAAUCGUACAAAGAAACAUGCUGUCUAUUGUAUACAGUUUUUGUGCCUGAACAGUUGUUUGAGAAAGCAGACUUAGAAAAGACACUUUUUUUUUUUUUUAAAAGCUAUAUGUUAAAAAUAUAGAGAAAGUACAUCUGCAGUGGUAGAUAAUUAAACUUCCAUCAAGAAUCUGCAGUUAUCUAUGUGUUAGCUGGAGUAAAUUCUUUCCCUUGCCUACAGUGAGUUUCAUAUCUCUGACUUGAUUUAAAUUUGUCCUCUACACUCCAGUUGUGGCAAUGUUACAUAGCCUUCCAAAGCUAUAAGCAAUUUUUUCAAGUCAGACUAUUGUUUGUGAAACUGUUAGUUGUCUUGCCCCAGCAGCUUUUCCUUUAUUUUCUUAUGUAAUUGUUUUUGCUUGAAAAUGUUUAACAAAUGCUAUACAAAAAAGCAACCAUGACCUGAUAACUGCCAAAAUUGUAUUAUUAUGGAUACUGCUUUGUGGCUAAUGCAUUGCAUGCUUAUACAUGAAAUGACUCUU
Messenger RNA from Chelonoidis abingdonii (Abingdon island giant tortoise), 1177 nucleotides. The record is from RefSeq and is a predicted model, not a curated record. NCBI's taxonomy places the organism in Eukaryota, Metazoa, Chordata, Testudines, Testudinidae.